UAUCAUGAGAUGGUUAAUUACAGUACAGUCAUGGCAGUAGCCUAGUCAUAGAAGGAGGCCUAAUUUUGACGAGUUGCAACUGUCGCCAAAACAAGUCUCAUUUUUGCGAGGGUAAACUUCUUCCUUUCACCAAUCUUAUUUUCGUCCAUCAUCCCCUGAUCAUGGCACAACAAAGUGGCAGAAAAUGUGGGAGGGCGACUAAAUCCAGUCAUGCCAGUGUGAUGUUGGGAAUCAGAAUUGCGCUCGGAGGAUGUCGAGGACGAGAAGCCAUCCGGAAUUUUGCAAAGGUUGGUUCAUAUCGCCAGCAGCAUCGGCAGGCCCAAUACCUGUCGGCACGUAGUACCAGCGCGUUCACCAAGUGUGUUCAGGAAGUUGUUGAGAACAAGACUCCAAGUCCAGUAUGCUCCUACAAUGAGUGGGACCCACUGGAGGAAGUCAUUGUAGGAAGGGUAGAGGGUGCAACCGUUCCGCAAUUCAGCGUGGAGGUCAAGGCAAACACCUACAACAAGUAUUGGGAAUUCUUUCAGCGAUUUGGAGGCAAGCCUUUUCCCCAAGAGCAUCUUGUUAAGGCCCAUGCAGAAAUUGAAGAGUUCUGUAAUAUUCUGCGGCAUGAGGGUGUCACCGUACGACGCCCCGAGCCCCUGGACUUUCAAAAGGUGUAUGUCACUCCCGACUUUAGCGCUACAGGCAUGUACGCCGCUAUGCCUCGAGACAUUCUGAUGGUGAUAGGGGAUGAAAUUAUUGAGAGUCCCAUGGCAUGGCGUUCUCGCUUCUUUGAAUACCGGGCUUACAGACCUCUGAUGAAAGAGUACUUCAGGGCAGGAGCGAAGUGGACGACGGCGCCUAAACCACAAAUGAGCGAUGAACUCUACGAUUUGACAUAUCCAGUGAAAUCUGCAGAAGAAAGACAUCUCUUGGCUUGCCAAGAAAAAUUUGUGACCACUGAGUUUGAGCCUUGCUUUGAUGCUGCUGAUUUCAUCCGUGCCGGGCGAGAUAUAUUUUGCCAACGGAGCCAGGUCACCAACCUAAUGGGAAUUGAGUGGCUGCAACGCCAUCUCGGUGACAAAUACACCGUCCACCGUUUGUCCUUCGCCGAUCCCAAUCCCAUGCACAUCGACGCCACCUUCAAUAUCAUCGGUCCUGGCCUGGUUCUUGUCAAUCCAGAGAGGCCCUGUCAUCAGUACUCCAUGUUCCAGAAGGCUGGAUGGGACUUGUUGCCAGCACCAACACCUUGCAUGCCUGAUGAUCAUCCCCUCUGGAUGUCCUCCAAGUGGCUGUCUAUGAAUGUCCUCAUGCUCGACCCUAAAAGGGUCGUCGUUGACAAAAAUGAGAUUUCAACCCAGAAGUUUUUUGAGAGCCUGGGGAUUGAAUGCAUCACCAUCUCACUGCGCUUUGCCAAUUCCCUCGGCGGAGGUUUCCACUGUUGGACCACAGACGUACGUCGCCAAGGAACAUUGGAAUCUUAUUUUUAAACACUCUCAGCUGUCAAAUUUCCAUCAUGUAUUUUUUUUUUUCAAAUGAAUUUUUUCCCCUUGCAGUCAAAAAUAUUUGAAUCAAUUGAUUGCUAACUCACAUCGCGGUGUAUAUGGGUAAAACUAAAAUUAAUAUAUUAUUUAUAAUUUAACAUCUCAUUAAUUGAUUAUACAAAUGUAUUACGCAGGUAUGGGUAUAACCUUUUUCAAAACUAGGUUUUUAAAUAAAAUGUAAUGACUAAUUAACUUUUUAAAAUUGGUGAAAAACUUUUUCUUGGUCCCUCAGUUUUUUACUCUGUCCUUAUUCAUAUUUUGUUAAAAAUAAUAUUAACAAAAACUUGUGGUCAUAAUUUUAUAACAAGGCUAAUCUUACAUGGAAUUUGUUGAGUGGAUUAUUUAUUUAUUUUAAAUCCAAAUUUCUUUGGGUGCCAGAAUGCAGAACUGCAUAUUUAAAGAAAUAUGACGUUUAAGUGAACCAACGCAACUGGGUUAAGUUUUAUGAAUUAGGCUGCUUGUCAAAAUUCAAGACGAAUUUGAACAUUGCAAAACAAAAAGUAUAUUUUAUAAAUAUUAUUCAUUACUAAUAAAGAUAUUCUAUACAGUCCAA
This is a messenger RNA of Asterias rubens (European starfish), 2079 nucleotides long. Its product is annotated as glycine amidinotransferase, mitochondrial-like. The transcript has 8 exons. Gene Ontology annotation, molecular function: amidinotransferase activity. The coding region runs from base 162 to 1472 and encodes 436 amino acids. Gene Ontology annotation, cellular component: mitochondrion. The record is from RefSeq and is a predicted model, not a curated record. NCBI's taxonomy places the organism in Eukaryota, Metazoa, Echinodermata, Asteroidea, Forcipulatida, Asteriidae.